Rotaria sp. Silwood1 is the source of this 1512-nucleotide messenger RNA. Lineage: Eukaryota; Metazoa; Rotifera; Eurotatoria; Philodinida; Philodinidae. The record is from the annotation of a GenBank genome assembly.
AUGGGAUGGAAUAGUUGGAAUCAUUUUCAUUGUAAUAUCAAUGAAAAACUUAUUCAACAAACAGCUGAUGCAAUUGUAGCCACAGGUCUUGCUGCAGUCGGAUAUGAAUAUGUGAAUAUGGAUGAUUGUUGGCAAGUGAGUCGAGAUGCUCACGGUGUCAUUCAAGCUGAUCCACAAGCAUUUCCAAGUGGUAUUCCAGCUUUAGUUGAUUAUGUUCAGUCGAAAAAACUCAAGUUCGGACUUUAUUCAGAUGCUGGAUUCAAAACAUGUGCUGGUCGACCUGGUUCAUUACAUUAUGAAACGAUAGAUGCAAAGACUUAUGCUUCAUGGGGUGUAGAUUAUUUGAAAUAUGAUAAUUGUAAUAAUGAUGGAACCAAACCUGAAGUAAGAUAUCCUGUAAUGCGAGAUGCAUUGAAUGCAAGUGGAAGACCUAUCUUCUAUUCUAUGUGUGAAUGGGGUGUUGACACACCAGCUCUUUGGGCAGCAGAUGUUGGGAAUAGUUGGAGAACAACAGGUGAUAUUGGAGACAACUGGAAAUCAAUGUUGGAUAAUAUUGAUAUUAAUAAUGAAUUUGCCGAUAAAGCAGGACCAGGUGGUUGGAAUGAUCCUGACAUGCUUGAAGUUGGAAAUGGUGGUAUGACAGAUACUGAAUAUGUAACACAUUUUUCACUUUGGGCAAUUAGUAAAGCACCACUUCUAAUUGGAUGUGAUAUUAAUAAAAUGAGUAAUGCUACUAUUUCAACUUUGACAAAUCGUGAAGUAAUUGCUAUCAAUCAAGAUCCAUUAGGUGUUCAAGGAAAAAAGGUUGCUUUUCAAUCAUCACAAUCACCUAAUGCAUUAACUGAUGUAGGUAUCAUUAAUUGUUUAUCACCCACAUUAAAUAUUGAACCAAGACGUUUUCAAUGGAGAUAUAAUGCUAAAGAUGGAUCGAUUCGUUCAGUUUUGAACGGGAAAUGCCUGUCAAUCGAAAGCUGCAGUACUACCGAAAGCACAAAUAUUGUAUUGAGUGAAUGUCGUAUUAAUGAUCCACAAGCACAAUGUCAAGGAAAAAAUCAACAAUGGAUCAUUAAUACAGCUGAUCAAACUAUUGUUUCUCAAAUGAAUGGAAAAUGUUUGGAUGUUUUUAAUUUUGAUGGAUCCAAUGUGAAUGUAAUUUCCUGUAAUAAACAAAAUAAUCAACAAUGGAUAUGGAAUACGAUAGAUGGAACUAUUCGCAAUAAGCACAGUGGUCAAUGUUUAAUACAGGUACCUGAACUCGAAGUAUGGGCAGGUCCACUUGACGAUGGUUCAGCCGCUGUAGUUUUACUCAAUCGAGGAAAUAGUAGCGAGCCAAUCACUGUUCAUUGGAGUGAUAUCGGUUUUCCAACUAAAGAUUCAGCUCUCGUUCGAGAUUUAUGGGCUCACAAAGUUAUUGGAGCAUUUCGUGGUAAUUAUACAUCACCACCCAUAGAUCCUCAUGCAGUGAUGAUGUUGAAAAUUAGACUUUUUGCAAUAGGCAAAAAAAAUUAUUAA